AUGUCUGACCCUGUCGAGGAAUCGGUGACUGCGGACAUUCACGUGUAUGUCGUCCCACCGCUGUUGUGGAACAACGAUUUAAACACGGCAUUCUCGGAUCUGUUCAAACAGACUGUGUCUGCCGGCAUUGUCCGGCCCAAUUUGAACCAAACGCUAUCGGAAUUCAGACGAGAAAUAGAAAACCAAUUGGGAUUUCAAUUUUUACCGAAGGAUUAUGUGUUUUGUAAAAACGUUGGACAUUCGCUGGGACGCAUUCGUCCGCAUCAAGAAUCGCUGUUUCAAGUGAAAGAAUUUCUACCACCACUGACCAACGAACCAGAAAUCUAUGUUAUCGAUUUGGGUGCUCUGGUUGAGGAAACUUCGAAACCACCAACCCCAGACGCGACAAUACAAACACGCGCGCGGUCUCUGUCCGUGAGACCGAUUGAACCGGCGAAUGUUCCGCCACCGAACAUGUCUGGAGAAUUUUUAGCGAUUAACGGACAAUCCAAUCAGCUGGGUCAACAACUAUUUCCUCGCGGAUCGUUAGUUUCCCCGGGAAUCGUCUUCACAAACAUUCAAGAUUCGUUAGUGCGGACGGGAUCGAACAUGACUUACAACGCCCAGGAAACAGGCACAAAUCCCAAUAUGAAUGCCCAAGCAGGGCAGCAAGUACCGAACAUCCUGGUUUCCAGUCCAAUUCAUCCAAUGUGA
Molecule: messenger RNA, 693 nt
Organism: Echinostoma caproni
Lineage: Eukaryota; Metazoa; Platyhelminthes; Trematoda; Plagiorchiida; Echinostomatidae
Source: the annotation of a GenBank genome assembly